AUGGCCAACCGAAAACGUAUCAUGACCAAGAACCUGAUCCGACUUCUUAUCACUGAGAGACAGCUUAGCGGAGGACAUGAGCACCCCCAGUGCCAAGUAAGGCUCCCAAGCUGCUGGUAUCAACUCCAUCCUCCCCAGGAACAUGGAGCCCAGUUUGUCUCAUUGCCGAUCAUCAAGAGCUUCACUGAAAAGGAAAAUGUAUGUGCACUGGUAUCCUGGGAUUCCUCCAUCCACGACUCUCCCCACCUGAACCGAUUAACGCCCGCCAACGAGAGGAUAUAUGUCAUCCUAAAGGCAGUUGUCCGCCUGAGUCACCCCGCAUCCAUGGAGCUGGUCCUCCGCAAGCGAGUCUGCAUCAACAUCUACAAGAAGCAAAGCCUGUCCUCCUUCACCAACAUCCUCAAGAACAGGUUCAUCGGAGGGGUAGGUGUAGACUGA
This is a messenger RNA of Haliotis rufescens (red abalone), 438 nucleotides long. Its product is annotated as kinesin-like protein KIF13A. The coding region runs from base 1 to 438 and encodes 145 amino acids. NCBI's taxonomy places the organism in Eukaryota, Metazoa, Mollusca, Gastropoda, Lepetellida, Haliotidae. The record is from RefSeq and is a predicted model, not a curated record. The transcript is spliced from 3 exons.